CCGAGCAGGAGGUGGCAGCCAGCUCUCGUAGCCGUGAUUGACAUGCAGGUCGCUUCCCAGCCGCGUCUGAGCUCAGACAUCCGAGUCACUGGCGCUGAUGUUCGUCCUUUAAAAUACUACGAAAUUCCUAUAGCAGUCAAGAAUAUAGAGGAUGCCUUUGCUACGGACCCAAUUGUGUCGUACGUGCAAGGUCCUCUACCUACUUGGCGGAAACUCUUACACUGCGUCGAAAUCGCUUUGCAACUCGUCGCUGACAUCAGAGUGCGCGGUGCGUUGACUGUACACGGCGGUGAUGCUGUCGCUUCAAUUCAGUUUCCAGGCCCAGAAGAUAAGCUUCACAAAUUUCUCUUCGCCUUUUGGCGCAGGGUCAACAUGGGCUGUGCAACCCCCGAACAAAACAAGCGUAAGAAGGAACUCGGAGAUAAAUGGAUGAAAGCGCAAAAGGAGGCUUUCGGUAAUCGCUCCGAGGAGAUGAUGCAUCUAUAUAUUCUGGCCACAGCACCUAAGAAGCAAGGAAAUGGUUAUGGGACUGCAUUGGCAACAUCUGUCACUACAAAGGCGGACUCCAUCGGCUGUGUCACGGCCUUACUUUCGUCGAACGUCCUCAAUACCGAGUUUUACCAGAGCUGCGGAUUCUCUACCGUUGUCGAAUUCACACUGGGGGAGAACAAUCCUGCGUGGAAAAAAUCGCCUGUCAUUGCACGCUUGAUGGUUCGUGAGCCUUACAGUGCAUGGAGCUCAACGAGAAAGUCAGCUAGGACCACUAGCGACAUGUGAGGCGCCAGAUUGAUGCCACCCGAGUUAUUAUGGCUACCCACUAGGGUUGUAUUACAAUAUUUCAUCGACUGACUACUCCAUACGGUGUCGAUAUCUGCUGGACGCAUUAAUGUAAUGCAAGAACGACCAGGAAGCACUCGACACUUCUACAUAUUCUGCCAACAAGUGUCGACAGAACAAAAGAGUGCAGGGUUGUGAAAGAUGAAGGCUUUAUAGCAACGAGGGUCAGAGAUACAUAGUUUCCAAACAGUAGGCGUGUUGACGGGUAGGAUCUCGCAACGAGCUCUUCGACUUUAGU
Messenger RNA from Postia placenta MAD-698-R-SB12, 1075 nucleotides. RefSeq lists its product as hypothetical. Gene Ontology annotation, molecular function: acyltransferase activity, transferring groups other than amino-acyl groups. The transcript is spliced from 7 exons. The coding region runs from base 43 to 777 and encodes 244 amino acids. The record is from RefSeq and is a predicted model, not a curated record. Lineage: Eukaryota; Fungi; Basidiomycota; Agaricomycetes; Polyporales; Adustoporiaceae.